AGAGAGAGAGAGAGAGAGAGAGAGAGAGAGAGAGAACAACGCCGACCGAGAGACAAAAGCUCCUCAAUCGUGGGCGCCUGCAACCAUGAGAGCGGGCUCGCGGAGAACGAGCACCAUGCCCUGAGGUGUGGUCUCCAAGCCCAACGCUGCCAGUAAGACGGUAGACGCGCCAAGGAAAGGGGAAAAAGGCAGUGGCAGGGGUGGGGGCCGAAAGAUGUCCGCUUCAGUAGGGCCCCAAGGCGGCCCUCGCCCACCCACGGCGCCGGCGUCCAUGCCAGACAUUCCGGACUUGAGUCACCUGACGGAAGAAGAGCGGAAGAUCAUCAUGGCCGUGAUGGCUCGCCAAAGGGAGGAAGAGGAGAAGGAGCAAGCCAUGUUGAAAACACUUCAUCAGCAGUUCGAGAGCUAUAAGGAGCAAGUGAGGCGGAUUGGGGCAGAGACCAAACGCCAGCAGACCAUCCACAAGGACGACGCCCCCACCUGCGGGAUCUGCCGCAAGACCAAGUUUGCUGAUGGCUGUGGCCACAUCUGCUCCUACUGCCAGACCAAAUUCUGCGCCCGCUGUGGUGGGAGGGUGUCUCUACGCUCCAACAAUGAGGAUAAAGUGGUGAUGUGGGUAUGCAACCUGUGCAGGAAGCAGCAGGAGAUCCUCACUAAGUCUGGGGAAUGGUUCUCGUCGGGGCCCAGGGGCAGGCCGCUGAGCCUGGGCGCUCCUGUGACCAUCCCUGAGGCCGACGGGGACAGGAAGCUGCGUUCCAGGUCCCAGGCCCCUGCCGGCACUAACCUUGCUGUUGCUGACACCCAGGCGCCUGCCACUGGACCUCCUGACCGGGCCAAGGGAGCGGACACUAUGCCAGCCUCACGAGCCCGGAGUGAACCUCCACGAGAGAAGAAGAGGCCUGUAUCCCUACAUGAGCAGAAUGGCAAGGUGAUCGGCCGAGGUGAGAGGAGGGUGGGGCCAGGCAGGCUGACAGGACAGGCUUCAGAGGAUCGUGCUCCAGGGGAAAGGCGGGAAGGCAGGCGUCUAGAGAAAGGCCAUUCAAACGAAUACGACCAUCCAGAGGGUGAACUCGCCCACCCUGACCAGCGACGGAGACAAGAAGAAGAGGAGCGAGAGCGUCAGCGGCGGGAGGAGGAGUACCAGACCCGUUACCGUAGUGACCCCAACUUGGCCCGGUACCCUGUCAAGCCUCAAAAAGAGGAGCAGGAGAUGCGAAUGCAUGCCAAAGUGUCCAAAAUGCGUCAAGAGCGUCACCAUAGUGACCUGGCCAUAAAUGAGGUGGGGCUGGCUCAGGAUGGGGGCGAGGCCCCAGGCAGCCGGCUAGGCAGGAGGGUGCCAUCCAAUGACGAUCGCAAGGCACUUUUAGAAAACCACCGGGCGUACUCUGUGGACAGGACCGUGGGGGGUGGGGGUGGUGGUGGUGGUAGUGGGGGACAUGUGCCCCUCCAAAAACAGGGUCACAGUGGUCCUCGUAUGGGCCCCGGAGGCCCCCCAGAUCUCAGGGAUGGACCGGACUGGGGCCCUAAGGACCAUCUGGAGCCCGGGUCAGCAGCUUUACUACACAAAACCAAGCGUGAGAAGGCUGCGGAAAGCUUCCGGAAAGAUUCCUCUCUCAGCUCUGACCAGUCGGAAUGUCUCCGGCCCCCUCCUCCCAGGGCUUACAGGCCCAAACGUGGCCUCAACAAGAGGCAGAUGUCCAUUAGCAGCUCAGAGGAGGAAGGAGGGUCCACUCCGGAGUACACCAGCUGCGAAGAUGUGGAGAUUGAGAGUGUCAGUGAGAAAGGUGACUGGGAUUGCCAUCCUCUAGAUCCAGCUGUGUGGCACCAUCCUGUUACCUGGCAGCCGUCCAAAGAAGGAGAUCAUUUGAUCGGCCGCAUUACUCUGAGCAAGCGCUCGGCCAUGCCCCGAGAAGCUGGCUCGCUGCUAGGGCUAAAGGUGGUUGGCGGGAAGAUGACAGAGACUGGACGACUUGGAGCUUUCAUCACCAAAGUAAAGAAAGGAAGUCUUGCAGACAUUGUAGGCCAUUUACGAGCAGGUGAUGAGGUCCUGCAGUGGAAUGGGAAGGCGUUGCCUGGAGCAACCAAGAAAGAAGUGUACAACAUCAUUUUAGAGUCACAGUCUGCACCUCAAGUAGAAAUAGUUGUUUCAAGACCAAUUGGAUGUAUCCAUCGUAUUCUUUCCAAAAACUUCUUGAGAAAGGUGUAUAGAGCUUAUCAAGACACACCAAGAAUUCCACAGACAUCACAUCCUCCUCUUGAAUCUACUGGUUCAAGCUCUAUAGAUGAGUCUCAAAAAAUGGAUCGUCCUUCCAUCUCUGUGAUGUCCCCCACAAGUCCUGGAAUGUUGAGAGACCUCCCUCAGGUUCUACCAGGCCAACUUUCAGUGAAACUGUGGUAUGACAAAGUGGGUCAUCAACUUAUUGUCAAUGUAUUACAAGCCAGGGACCUGCCUCCUCGACCAGACGGCCGACCGCGAAACCCUUACGUCAAAAUGUAUUUCCUUCCUGAUAGGAGUGACAAGAGCAAGAGGAGGACGAAGACAGUGAAAAAGAGCUCAGAGCCCAAGUGGAACCAGACGUUUCUGUACUCACAUGUUCACCGCAGGGACUUCAGGGAGCGAAUGCUGGAAAUCACAGUGUGGGAUCAACCCAGAGCACAAGAGGAGGAGAGUGAAUUCCUCGGGGAGAUCCUGAUAGAGCUGGAGACGGCUCUGUUGGAUGACCAGCCUCACUGGUAUAAGCUGCAGAGCCAUGACUUGUCCUCCCUCCCUCUCCCCCAGCCCUCUCCCUACCUCCCCCGCAGACAUGUCCAUGGAGACAGCCCUAGCAAGAAGCUACAAAGAUCUCAUCGCAUCAUUGAGAGUGAUUAUGAUGAUGCUAUUACGGUAGUGUCUUCAGCGGAGAGGAAUUCCAGAGACAGAGAGAGGUCCAGUACACUGACCGUUCCAGAGAGGCAGGCGGCGGUCCAGCAUCGCUCUCGCUCUGUCUCCCCACACAGAGAGGACCAAUGUAGAGCCCGCUCCAGACCCACACAUGUGCCCAUGCAGAGGAGUCUGGAUGAAAUUCAUCAGAACCGGCAUCCUUCUCACUCGCCCACUCUCUACCAUAACUCCCAGCAGGAGCACAGAUCUAUAGACUCUGACUAUGACUAUUCUGAGGACAGUGAGGUCCUGGAGAUGCACAGGUCAAUCCGGGGCGGGAGUGCUGAGUGCCUGCACACAAACAGGAACUUAGCUAGGCACUGUAAUACCUUGCCCCCAAAGAUGCCCUUGUUAGUGAAUGGCAUUCAUAAAGACAUAUACAGCUCCACCCUUCCUGCAUGCCUAAAGAAUAAAUCGUCACGGCGACUAGAAGUGGGCGGAGUUGCCCCUCGUAGCGUCGUCCCACAGCGCGUGCUCAGAUUUACAGAUGAGGUCAGCAUUAGUGACCUUCAGCCAUCGCUGGACAGAAUCAGAAGCGCUAGUACAACAUGUUUAAGGCCAGAGACCAGCUUCCACUCCCCAGACAGAGAAAGGCCGGUAGGCAGUUUGGAUAGAACUGCCUGUCCAAAACCUAACAAGAAAAGCAUUGACAAUGACAGGAUCCAGCCCACCUCCAUCCUGCGAGGCAGCAGGUGGAGGAGAGAUGCCCCCCUUCGGCCCUUCAGCCAAACUGGCCUGGGGGGCUCCUGCCCCAGUUCACCACGCUCUCUGGACAGAGCACACCCCCAUGGUGGACGUUCCUCCCCAACAGGGUCUUCCCUGUCAGUGCGCAGGGGCAGACAGCUGCCACAGCUUCCUGCUAAAAGCAGCAGCAUAGAGCAAGACCAUGUCAGUAAUAAACCUGAAGAGAAAGCUUUGGCGGUAGAGGAGCGAGCCCGUCAGUUGAGUCAGAUGCGAUUGCCCUCCUAUCGGCCAGGAUCCUCCGCCAGCACUGGCCACGACCAAGAGAUGGUGCUCAAGAACAAGAGAGACAUUUAUAGGAGGAGCUGUGAUAACAUGUCUGCGCGGUCGUCAGACAGCGAUGUGAGUGAUGUGUCGGCCAUCUCCAGAGCCAGCAGUGCCUCACGCCUCAGCAGCGCCAGCUACAUGUCUGUCCAAUCAGAGAGACCACACGGACGCAUCAGAUCAAAGUCUCUGGAGAGUUGCAAAGGGGAGGAGAAAAAAGAGAGGCGUAUCUCGUGGGGUGUCAGCAGCCCAGAGCAGAGAAGGAGUCUGGGAAAGAGACGCUUCUCAGAAGAGCUGAAGCGCCGGCGCCACACUGUGGCCGGAGAUGAAGAUGUCAGUCGGCAGGUGCGGACCUCUGCAGGCCGCAGCAUGCUGAAGAGCACGAGCGUAAGUGGUGACAUCAAUGCAUCUGAGCGUACAGAUGGCAGCCAAUCAGACACGGCGCUGGGCACGGUGGGCAGUGGCAGCAAGAAACGUCGUGCCAGCCUCAACGCCCGCUUUGUGGCCAUCGUGGGUAACCGUCGCAGCAGGAGCACCUCCCAGAUCAGUCCAACGGAGGCAUCUAAUAAGAAGUCAAAAGGAGGUGGGACGACAAUCCAGCGGAGUCAGGAGACGGGCAUGGCCGUGGAGUUGCAGCGCAACAUGAGCCGGCAACCUAGUCGUGAGUCCAACAACGGCAGCAUGACCAGCUACAACUCUGAGGGAAGUCCCAUCUUCCCGGCUGUGAGAGUGGAGACUCAGUUCAGUGACUUCCUGGAUGGACUGGGUCCCGCCCAGCUGGUUGGCCGACAAACCCUAGCCACGCCCUCUAUUGGGGACAUCCAGAUUGGCAUGGUAAACAAGAAGGGCCGGCUGGAGGUGGAGGUGAUCCGUGCCCGGGGCCUUGUCCAAAAAACAGGAUCCAAAUCACUCCCUGCUCCUUAUGUUAAGGUGUACCUGCUGGACAAUGGGGCGUAUGUAGCCAAAAAGAAAACGAAGAUAGCACGGAAAACGCUCGAACCACUGUACCAGCAGACCCUUCAGUUUGAAGAGAGUCCGCAGGGUAAAGUGUUACAGGUGAUUGUCUGGGGAGACUAUGGACGAAUGGACCACAAAUCCUUCAUGGGAGUAGCACAAAUCCUGUUGGAAGAGCUGGACCUGGCCAGCAACGUGAUUGGCUGGUACAAACUGUUUCCACUCUCCUCUUUAGUAGACCCCACGCUUGCCUCGCUGACUCGCCGUGCUUCCCAGUCAUCUCUGGACAGUUCAUCAGGGCCUGCAGGGGUUCGAUCAUAAAGGACGAACGUACAAAGCACAGUCCAUACUACCAGAGAGAGAGAGAGAGAGAGAGAGAGAGAGAGAGAGAGACCGACAGGACAACAAUCAGAGGCAGACAGAAAAUGCGAUGAAAAAAAAAGCUUUGAUGAAAUCUGACAAUCACUCCUGUCGCUUAUAUUGGGUUCGUAUUGUUUCUUUUCCUCUCGUGUGCGUGUAUAAGACGAGACCUGAGACCUGUACGUUCUGCCAGUUUUGUCCACGACAAAGUAGUCGGUUUGUUUGUUCUUUUCUUAUUGUUUUCUUGCUCACGGUAUGUCACACAAGAAUUAGGGCUGUUGAACUGCAGUACUCCAUGGGAAGCACUAAUUUAGCGUGACUCGGAGAACGUACGGUGAUCAAAGCAGGGUGAUUUUCAAUCAAAUCCACGCUAAAGAAAUGUACGUUAGCUAGUUUUUAACAGAGCAUCAGAAUGUAUCGACCCCAAAAAAAAAAAAAAAAAA
Messenger RNA from Pygocentrus nattereri (red-bellied piranha), 5682 nucleotides. RefSeq names its product regulating synaptic membrane exocytosis 1b (gene rims1b). The transcript has 35 exons. Gene Ontology annotation, cellular component: presynaptic membrane; cytoskeleton of presynaptic active zone. The record is from RefSeq and is a predicted model, not a curated record. Lineage: Eukaryota; Metazoa; Chordata; Actinopteri; Characiformes; Serrasalmidae. The coding region runs from base 215 to 5200 and encodes 1661 amino acids. Gene Ontology annotation, molecular function: small GTPase binding; transmembrane transporter binding. Gene Ontology annotation, biological process: regulation of membrane potential; calcium ion-regulated exocytosis of neurotransmitter; intracellular protein transport.